AUGCACGCAGGCUCCCCUUCACUGCACCCCCGGGUCCACUGCACCCCUGGUCCACUGCACUCCCGGGUCCCCGCCUCCCCGCAGCGCGCGCUGAAGGGAUGCGAGGACCUAGCUACCCACGGCUGCAGCGGCAACGAGGCUGGGCCCCGGCGCUGGACCCCCAGCGCGUCUGAGACGGACGUUCACCCCACUGGGAUCACCCCUGGCUUAAACGUGGUGCAGCCCCGUCCAGAAAGCCGGCCAGCUACUACUCUGAAAGAGGCCCCUGGGGGCGUUUUCAAAGUGAAUGCAAAAAGGCUUCUAAGGAUUUUGCCAAGCCCACGUAGGGUGUGGAGCCCUAUUAAAUCUACCUUUUGUUUCCAGGAGGAGGUAUCGUAG
Messenger RNA from Rangifer tarandus platyrhynchus (Svalbard reindeer), 378 nucleotides. Lineage: Eukaryota; Metazoa; Chordata; Mammalia; Artiodactyla; Cervidae. The record is from the annotation of a GenBank genome assembly.